AUGUACGCUAGAAUUAUUUUUUCCUUUAAAAACAUAGAGGCAGGUAGGAGUAGUGGUAGAACCCUAGAAAAGUGGGGUGAAUCCUCAAUUCUUCUUUUCACGGCCACAUCAAACCCUGAUUCACUCUGGUCCUCCCUCUCAUCUCUUGUUCCGCUUCAUUUUUAGAGUACAACUUAAUUCACUUGGGUUUGCUUCCAAUUGCAAUCCCCCUCUGUUAAUUUUCCAUUCUUCUAAUUAGUAAUUUGGUAAAUGUGGCAAUGGUUGGGCUUAGGAACAUUGAAGAAUUGGAAUCUGACGAGCCUAUUGAACAAUAUUCCGAGGAGGAGUUGAACUGGUUGAAUUCCUCUCCGUCGCAGCACACAUAUUCCCCUCUCUGGGGCCCCACAAAUUUCCCGUAUUUCCCUCCGUCGCCCCCGUAUUUCACUCCUCCGUUGCCCACAACUACUUUCCCUCCGUCGCCACCGUCUUUCCCUCCGUAUCCGCCGGCGUCGCCGCCGCAACCAUCCUCGUUCGAUUUAAUUCAUUUUCAGAGUGCACGUUUUUCGAGAUUCUAUCCACAAAAUGAACAGCACGAGGACAUCGUUCGCAUGCCGGCCGUUGACUUGGGGUAUUUUGUGCAGCACACAAUUCAUUACAGGGGCGGUGGUGUGUUGGAUGUGAUCCCAUCAGGAAGACUUGUAACCAUCAACGGGUUGGAACUACAGCGCGAGGACAUCAAAGAAUCACAGGCCCAAUUUCUCGCGGUGUUGAUGGAUGAAAAAGUUCAGAGCAGGGACGAUGUGUUGGAUAUGCUCGCCAUGUCCCAAGAUUCAAAUUUGAGGUUCAACAGUGCGACACCAGAGUACGAGGACAUGGUUGACCAGUCGGUCCUACGCUCCGUGAGAGUGCGCCAGUCCCAAAUGGAGUACAGGGGCGGUGGGUUGGAAGUGAUCGGGGACGCUUCAACAAUCAACGGGGUGGAAAUUCAGGGCUUGUCUACGACUCCGGAACCAUCGCUUAUAUUUCAGACCACCGACUCCAAAACAGUGUGGCUGGGACGCCGCGGCCAAUGGGCGGUCGAGUUUCAUUUCAGGUGGAAUUGGCUCAACAUCGGCACCUUCAAAUCUGCCUCCUUAGCAUCUGAAUGGGUAAUAAGGUUCAUGGGAGGGAAGGAUGAUCUUUUCGCUUUCCCUAGACUCUUCGUAAAUGAAAACAGAUCAGAACCGCCGCCGCAGUUGGCUCUGACAUCACAAGUAGAGAACCGAAAUGAGGAUUUUGGAUUGGGGUGCAGCGAGGCCGUGGGGAAUGAUGAAGUUGAGGCAGUUGAAAAUAUUGGUACUGAGAGAACAGGGGAUGAUUGUGUAAUGGCAGAUCAGUUGAAUUCUGAGUGUUUGGGAAAAAAGAAAACAAAGGAAAAGAACCCAGUUGGAGAGAGAAGAAACAAGAAAACAAAUGGAGUUAGAAUUGCAAUUUCUCCCGAGGAUAUCUCACAAAAUAAGAGAAUGCGUAGCGAAGAUGCUGCAAAGCAUCUCAAAGUUGAGACAGUUGGAAAGUGGAGUGGGGGAAGAAACAAGAAAAAUGCAAUUUCUUUGGAAGAUAUCUUACGGUGUAAGGAAAUGCCUCAAAAAGUUGCUGCAAAGCAUCUUAAAGUUGGCCUAUCCACACUGAAGCGAGCUUGUCGAGGGCAUGGCAUCCGCAUUUGGCCACCUUGCGGGGAACACAAUCAAUCUAGCCCCAACGAAUCUCCCACGGUUGUUGAUAAAGAGCAAAUCCCACAACUGAAGUCUGAUAAACUUUUGCCUUCUAAUCAAGUCUCAACUACUACUUCCACAGAAAGUGUGACAAUGAAGGCAAGAUUUGGUAAACAUACGAUAAAGUUUCAGCUGUCUUGGCCAUUCGGCACGGAAGAGCUAAAACAGCAAGUGAAAAAGAGGCUGGAACUCGAGACUGGAACUUAUUACAUUAACUACAAAGAUGAGGACAAUGACGAUAUUUUAAUAGGUUGUGAUGAGGAUUUACAGGAUCAUAUAUCCCGUUCUAGCAUACCGGGCAUCAAUUCUAUUGAGGUAUUUCUUCAGCCAAAGUAGCUGAUGAAUCUCACGUUGCCCCUCCUAGUUUUUUCAACUGUAUUAAGUGCUUAGUUAAACAGUCAAACUAUUUGGACGUUUCCGCAUCUGUUGCAUACGAGAAGUGCAUUUAGAGAUUCUCCAAUAA
Messenger RNA from Rhododendron vialii, 2193 nucleotides. RefSeq lists its product as uncharacterized. The record is from RefSeq and is a predicted model, not a curated record. The transcript has 3 exons. Gene Ontology annotation, molecular function: DNA-binding transcription factor activity; protein binding. The coding region runs from base 258 to 2066 and encodes 602 amino acids. Lineage: Eukaryota; Viridiplantae; Streptophyta; Magnoliopsida; Ericales; Ericaceae.